CGUGAAGUGUGAACAUCGAAGGAACAAGUGAUGGAAUUUUAGGAAAUUGAAAACAAGCACAAAGCAUCGGCAAGGGGUCCCGAAACAGCAAAAUGCCUCCGAUGUUAUCAGAACAAGUUGUUACACCCAAUGUUUCAUUGGAUGAACAACUGAGACAGACAAUGAGGGAAAGAAUCAUGAUAUUUGAUGGUGGGAUGGGAACCAUGAUUCAGCAACACCGCUUUGAAGAAGAAGAUUUCCGAGGUUCAGAGUUCAAAGACCACCCAAAAAGUUUGAAAGGAAACAAUGACAUCCUGUGUCUUACAAAACCAGAUAUAAUUUACCAGAUCCAUAAAGAUUAUUUAGAGGCAGGGGCCGAUUUUGUGGAGACCAACACAUUCAGCGGCACAAGGAUUGCCCAGGCAGACUACGGCACAGAGGAUCUGACAUUUCGCCUCAACUUUGAAGCAGCCAAGAUUGCCAAAAGGGCAUGUGGAGAUGUUGCUAAUAAUACAGGUGUGGCCAGGUAUGUGGCUGGAGCCAUGGGACCAACAAACCGGACAUUGUCUAUAUCUCCCUCCGUGGAAAGGCCGGAGUUCCGUAACGUCACUUUUGAUGAGCUAGUUUCAGCCUACACAGAACAGGCCCGUGGUUUGUUGGAAGGAGGAGCUGAUGUUUUGCUGGUGGAAACAAUAUUUGACACAGCUAAUUCUAAGGCAGCAUUAUUUGCUAUUGAAGAAUUGUUUGAAAAAGAGAAUAGAAGUUGUCCAAUUUUUGUCUCGGGUACAAUCGUGGACAAGAGUGGUCGUACACUGUCAGGACAGACAACAGAGGCGUUCAUCAUCAGUGUGUCCCAGGCCAAUCCCAUGUGUCUGGGCCUCAACUGUGCUCUGGGUGCCCUGGAGAUGAGACCAUUCAUAGAGGCAGUCAGCAAAAACACAGAGGCCUAUGUUAUAUGUUACCCAAAUGCAGGUCUGCCUAACACAUUUGGUGACUAUGAUGAAACUCCAGAGAUGAUGGCAGGUCAGCUGAAGGAGUUUGCCAAGGAUGGUCUACUGAACAUAGUUGGUGGCUGCUGCGGAACUACCCCAAAACACAUACAGGUGAUUGCACAAGAAGUAGGGCAGUACAAACCCAGAGUCCCUCCUGAGGGCCUCCGGGAUGAAUACAUGUUGCUGUCGGGUCUGGAGCCAGCCUAUAUUGGGCCCUAUACCAACUUCGUCAACAUUGGAGAGAGAUGCAAUGUGGCAGGGUCACGCAAGUUUGCCAAGCUCAUCAAAAAUGGAGAUUAUGAAGAGGCGCUGUCUAUAGCCAAGAUGCAGGUAGAGAGUGGGGCCCAGAUCUUGGACAUCAACAUGGACGAGGGUAUGCUGGAUGGGCCUUCUGCUAUGACAAAGUUUGUCAACCUCGUUGCAUCAGAACCUGACAUCUCAAGGGUGCCUCUGUGUAUAGACUCGUCCAACUUUGCUGUGGUGGAGGCUGGGCUGAAGUGUGCCCAGGGCAAGUGUAUAGUCAACAGUAUCAGUCUAAAGGAGGGUGAACAGGACUUCAUCGAUAAGGCAAAGAAGGUCAAGCGUUACGGGGCUGCCGUCGUCAUCAUGGCCUUUGAUGAGGAGGGACAGGCGACAGAUAGUCAGCGGAAGUUUGAGAUUUGUAAAAGGUCAUAUGAUGUUUUAGUCGACAAGGUCAAAUUCAACUGUAAUGACAUCAUCUUUGAUCCAAAUAUACUCACCAUAGCUACGGGCAUUGAGGAACACAACACCUACGGAAUCGAUUUCAUAGAGGCCACGCGAGAAAUAAAGAAACAUUUACGAGGGGCCCGUGUGAGUGGUGGGGUGUCCAACUUUUCCUUCUCUUUCCGUGGUAUGGAGACAGUGAGAGAGGCUAUGCACAGUGUGUUCCUGUACCACGCUAUCAAGGAAGGUAUGGACAUGGGGAUUGUGAAUGCUGGGUGUCUACCUGUGUACGAUGACAUCAACAAGGAACUGCUGGAAAUGUGUGAAAAUCUUCUGUGGAACAAGGACCCCGAAGGCACCGAAAAACUACUUGUAUAUGCUCAGAGCAUGAGUGCGGACGCUAAGAAGGGUGUGGUCAGUGACGAGUGGCGGUCUAAUCCAGUGGAGGAGAGACUCUCCUACUCUCUCAUAAAGGGUAUAGACAAGUUUGUAGUGGGUGAUACGGAGGAGGCGAGAACAAACACAGAACUGUACCCUAGGCCACUCAACGUGAUCGAGGGCCCACUCAUGAAGGGUAUGAGUGUGGUGGGAGACCUGUUCGGGGCGGGGAAAAUGUUCCUGCCCCAGGUCAUCAAGUCUGCUCGUGUCAUGAAGAAGGCGGUGGCUCACCUCAUCCCAUUUAUGGAGAAAGAGCGACAGGCAAAACUGGCUAUAACGGGAGAGAUUGAUAACAUGGCAGAUGCCUAUGUGGGGACAGUUGUCUUGGCAACAGUGAAGGGAGACGUCCAUGACAUCGGUAAAAACAUCGUAGGUGUUGUACUCGGCUGUAACAAUUACAGGGUAAUCGAUCUAGGAGUGAUGACACCAUGUGAAAAAAUCCUUGAAACUGCAAUGAAAGAGAGAGCAGAUGUCAUUGGUCUGUCGGGUCUGAUCACGCCCUCCCUGGACGAGAUGAUAUAUGUAGCCAAAGAAAUGGAAAGGAUUGGCAUGCAGCUUCCCUUGUUGAUAGGUGGCGCCACCACUUCAAAAACCCACACAGCUGUAAAGAUCGCACCUAGAUACAAAUCUCCAACCAUCCAUGUACUGGAUGCUUCUAAGAGUGUUGUUGUGUGUUCAUCACUGAUGGACGGUGUGAACAAGGAGGAUUAUUGCGAGGAGAUCAGUGAGGAAUACGAGGAGAUAAGGGAGGAACAUUAUGACUCGCUCAAGGAGAGGAAGUAUCUCAGUCUGGAGCAGGCCAGGGCAAAAAAGUUGGUGAUCGACUGGAACGUUGAGCCUGCACCUGUCGCCCCGUCUUUCAUUGGAGUUAAAACGUUUGAGAACUAUGACCUAUCAAGACUCAUCCCUUACAUCGACUGGAAACCCUUUUUUGAUGUCUGGCAGCUCCGGGGAAAAUAUCCAAACAGAGGUUAUCCAAAAAUCUUCAAGGACAAAACUGUGGGAGGGGAAGCUAAGAAGGUAUACAAUGAGGCCCAGGCCAUGCUGAAGAAGAUCUCGGUAAACAGAAGUCUGAAGGCUCAUGGAGUGGUGGCGUUCUACCCGGCCAACAGCAUCGGUGAUGAUAUUGAGGUGUACAACGAAAACGGAGAUGUCAUUGGGGUACUGCGUGGCUUACGACAGCAGGCCAUGAAGGAAUCCAUGGACAAGAGCCCGUACCUGUGCCUCUCUGACUUCGUGGCUUCGAAGGAAUCAGGUGUGACAGACUACAUCGGGUUGUUUGCUACGACAGCUGGCAGUGGGGUGGACAAAAUGUGCAAGGAAUUUGAAGAGAAGUUUGAUGACUACAGUAUUAUCAUGGUGAAGUCUAUAGCUGACAGAUUAGCAGAGGCCUUUGCCGAGGAGCUUCACGAGAGAACGAGGAAGGAGUUCUGGGCUUACUGUCCCGAAGAGGAGCUUGAUGCUCAGGGUCUUCACAAAAUCAAAUACCAGGGAAUCCGUCCUGCUCCAGGCUAUCCCAGCCAACCAGAUCACACAGAGAAAAAUGUUAUGUGGCAACUCCUUCCCGCAGACAAAGUGGGGAUAACUCUGACAGAGUCUUUAGCCAUGGACCCUGCAGCUUCUGUAUCUGGACUUUAUUUUGGAAACCGGAAGGCUUCCUAUUUUGCCACUGGAAAACUUCAAAAAGACCAGAUCAUGGACUAUUCCCAAAGGAAGCAAAUGCCAGUGUCUGAGGUUGAGAAGUGGCUUGGAUCUGCUCUGGCCUACGACCCAGAGUAAAGUCGUCUCCAUAUCUCCGGGCAGUGUUAUAACUACCAACAUCAUUGUCACUUGUUUGGAAUUAAAUGCACUACGGAUGUUGAAAGCUUCAUGAUGUGAACAUACCUUAUUUUGUAAUGAUCUCAUUGCUGCCAAACUAUCCUGAUAUGAAUACUGCAUAUUAAAAUAUGUUCAUGAUAACAUCAAUGAUGUCAUUUCUUGUUAAAGUGUAAUUAUACAUUAAACCCAGCAGUCAAAUAUCAAUAUAAACAACUAAAAGUUCUAGUAUGCUAUGAUUGAUUUAUAUUUUCUCACAUUAAGGUUAGGGUACCAACAGGUUAAAAUAUAUGACUUGUAUUACUAUUGUCACUUUUGUGGAAUAAAUCUGCUCAGAUCCUUUUCAAAAAAAUAUUCCUUAUUAGCCAUGUAUUUUACAAAUGCAAUAGUUCGAAUUUUGAAUUUUGAAAAUAGAAAUAAAGAAAGAAAACAAGAAAUCCCCAAGAGUCUAUUAAACUGAAGACCUUACAAUGCAAAACCUACACUUCACCAAUGUUGUCAUGCAUGAGUUAUGAAAGCUCAGCACCAAAAUCAGCAUCAAAAUCAGCAUCCAAUUAAAGAGCUGCAAAGCCUGUUAAGGGAGAAUACUCCAAGUCAAAAAUACUCUCGAGUUGAACUUUUGUUUCCAAGCAGUUGAUAAUAUUUAAACCCCGCAGCGCUGGGAGGGAUUGGCUUGACUACAAGUGAACAGCUUGUGUUGAACCUCUUAACUGGGUAACUGGGUCAUGAAAUAUAUUUAUAGAAUUUGUUUAUCUCUCAGCAGCCCUUGGUGCAAGCAUCAGUUGUCUGUGUCAAAUUUAGUGUUAUUAAAAUGUUUAUAUGUGAAAUAAAAUAAAUAGAACAAUUGGUGAGAUACUUAAGGGAUGCCUCCAUUAUGAUUUUGAAAUAUAAUGAUACUAACAAUUUAUGGAAAAUGACAUUCUGAAAAAUUGGGCUUCAUAAAUCAAAGCUGUAUGCUGUAUCAAAUUUUACAAAAUAUCUCCGUUGACUGAUGAGUUAAGCAUAUGAUCUUGAAAAUUGUAACUAAACAAAAUAAAAAAAAUUGGGCUUUUCCAGAAUCUAUAUAAGGGGAAAAGCACGACGGCACUUUCUUACACCCUCUUCACUCAGAUAUAUUUCUAGGACCCAAUAUAUCAUGUUAGACCCAACAGGAAAUAUAAGUAAGUGCCUCCCUAAUAUAUUGAAAUAGCCCUUGGGUAGCAGUGUUCAGUAGCGUACGGUGGCCAUGGGUGAUAUUUUUGUACAAUGAAUAAUCCUUGUAAUAUUACAUGUAUCAAAA
Mizuhopecten yessoensis (Yesso scallop) is the source of this 5187-nucleotide messenger RNA. RefSeq names its product methionine synthase-like. Gene Ontology annotation, biological process: pteridine-containing compound metabolic process. Lineage: Eukaryota; Metazoa; Mollusca; Bivalvia; Pectinida; Pectinidae. Gene Ontology annotation, molecular function: cobalamin binding; zinc ion binding; methionine synthase activity. The transcript is spliced from 33 exons. The coding region runs from base 93 to 3872 and encodes 1259 amino acids. The record is from RefSeq and is a predicted model, not a curated record.